GACCCACUUCCGGCUCUGUCCGCUUGUGGUGUCCCCUCGUCUGCUCUCCGAUGUCGACACUCCGGUGUCUGCAAGUUCCGAGGCUGGACAGGAAGAACUGGGUUGAAGGCUCUUCAGAACUUAGAAGGCAUCAGAGCACCCCGCUCCUUCUGAGACCCUGGUUUCCUGCUGUGUGAAGAGGUGCUUUCACUGCCCUGAGGAUGCAUGGUCUCGUCCCAGUUCACCAGGCAUUUAAAAGUGAACAAGAAAUCUUUUUCCGAGAGGCUCAGCUUCUCAGGGGAGUUGAGGUCACUCUCCCUCAGGGAGAUGAGUCCACCAGCCAGCUCCUGGGUUCUGGUCCACAAAUUUCUAGCAGGUGCUUCCUCGCAGUGUGCUUCUAUGGGACAAAGGCAGAGCCACCAAGGCUGCCAUCAGACCAUUCUGCAGGGAGGAGAGUGUUUCCCAGCUGGCAGGGGCCCCAGGAGCAGUGGCCGUGGGAAGCAGACUGCUGCAGUCGUAAGCCAUGGCCUGGACUUCCGUCCUGCUCAUGCUGGUGGCCCACCUGACAGGUUGUGGCCCUCAACCCACGCUGUAUCAACCACCAUCUGCCUCUUCCUCGCUUGGAACCACCAUCCGCCUCUCCUGUGCCCUGAGCAGCAACCAUAACAUCAACAUUUACAACAUUUACUGGUACCAGCAGCAUCCAGGCCACCCUCGGUUCCUGCUGAGAUAUUUCUCACGCUCAGACAAGCACCAGGGUCCCAAGAUACCCCCUCGCUUCUCCGGAUCCAAAGAUGUGGCCAGGAACCUGGGGUAUCUGUGGAUCUCUGAUCUGCAGCCUGAGGACGAGGCUGUGUAUUACUGUGCCAUGGGGCUCCGGAGCCAGGAAAAGGAGAACCGGAUAGAGAGGGAGAGAGGAGGAGAAAAGUAGUUUACAGAUUCGGAAUCCCAGGCUCUGGAGGUGCCGUUUGCUUUGCUCAGUGAGGCUGGUAUAGGAAGGAGGGGUAGAGCAUUGGGGUUUCACAGAGCCAAGAAGAUGGAGCCAUUCAGCUUUUCCAUGUCUUGCAAUGUUGCUGUGAGCCCCACUGGAGGCUGGAUUAUAGAAUUAAAGCUCUUUUUCUGA
Messenger RNA from Peromyscus leucopus (white-footed mouse), 1102 nucleotides. Its product is annotated as immunoglobulin omega chain-like. The record is from RefSeq and is a predicted model, not a curated record. NCBI's taxonomy places the organism in Eukaryota, Metazoa, Chordata, Mammalia, Rodentia, Cricetidae. Gene Ontology annotation, biological process: immune response; immunoglobulin production.